Molecule: messenger RNA, 2140 nt
Organism: Solenopsis invicta (red fire ant)
Lineage: Eukaryota; Metazoa; Arthropoda; Insecta; Hymenoptera; Formicidae
Gene: PIG-T
Product: GPI transamidase component PIG-T
Exons: 8
Coding region: 324-2033 (569 amino acids)
Biological process (GO): attachment of GPI anchor to protein
Cellular component (GO): GPI-anchor transamidase complex
Source: RefSeq, a predicted model, not a curated record
AUCUAACCUAACUUGGGUUGAAUCACAUCACGGAAAGUGCAGGCUUUACGUCGAAGAUCUCGUACGCGAAAAACGAAUCGCCCUUGGCAGAUCGUGAUCCAUUUUUAUGUGUUUAUAAGUGUGAACGAAUGUGAACUCUGUGUGACAGUGAUAAAUCGGCACAUUUAAUGCGGUUUCGGACGGUUUCGAAACUGGCAAUUUGACUGUGCACGUUGGUACGGAUCGUCGAAUAUAAAGUAUAAACGAUGAAUAUUCGCUUACACACGAGAAAUUCGUUCGAUGCGUGAUCGGUUAAUUGACGCGGUCUAACCUCAAAGAGCAACAUGAUAACCUCACAUGUGCUCGUAUUGCUUACCGGUCUGAUUGGUGUUGGAACGUGUAACAACGCGUACAAUGACUUCUUCGACGAGGAGUUAAUGUUGAAGCCUUUGUCGAAUAAUCACGUCUAUGCCUACUUUCAAUUUAGCACGAUAUGGGAAACGGCGAACAGUGUAGAAGCACUUCAACAUUCACAUCUUUUUCCGAGAGGAUUGGGCGAGAUUAUUGGCCGUCAUAAUGUUGAUGAGCUGCACGUUACUCUAACGGAAGGCUUGUGGAAUUAUCAGAAAUGGGGAUAUCCUUUUCAUGACGCUGGACCUGGUGCUGAAGUCACUGCCUGGUUUAAUAAGAAUAUAACAAACAUAGACGAGGAAUGGAAAGGUCUGACAAACGCUUUAGCUGGACUACUCUGCGCAUCUCUGAAUUUUGUUGAUGCCUCCAAUAGUAUGUCGCCAGAGUUUACAUUCCGUCCUACUGGCGUUACGGACGGGCCAGUGAAUUCUAGUCACUUGCGUUAUUCGUCAUUACCGAGGGAGAUAGUUUGCACCGAGAAUCUGACACCAUUUAAAAAAUUGUUGCCUUGUGACUCCAAGAGAGGUCUAGCUACGUUAUUGAAUUCCGCGCAUAUUCAUAAUACAAAUUAUCACUCCAUUGGGAUACAUUUUCGGUCGAUUUGUCGUGAUAUAACUUGCACAAGAACGUCUUUAGAACUGCGACAGACUGUUUCCUUGAUAUAUGACACAAUGGCAGAUGCGAAUCAAGAUUGGUCGAUACGAAAAUUUUUUGGAAUGGGGGUUAAAGGUGCAUGUCCGCUAGCAACGUUAAGUAAUAUUUAUGUUGAUAUUUCGGGUAACAAUACGAAUCAUAUAUAUGAAUUAACACCACCACCAAGUGCGAAAGUUGCUAGCUUGCGUGGUGGACAGCAGAAUGAAAUAGCGAUAUAUGAUAUCAGGGCACAUUCGAGCAGAGGAAUAUUUAAUAUUGCUGCUGUACAUAGUGCACCAAAGAGUAACGUUAUAUAUUAUUCUUCAAUCCUCUAUGCGAAUAGAUAUAUUAUCGGAUAUGGCCAAGAAAGAGGCAGUUUAGUGACUAAAUUAUAUAAUAAUCACUGGCAGGCAUUAGAUGUAAUCUUACUGGAAAAUAUUCCAUGGUACUUACUGGUUUACUUACAUUCCAUUACAAUAACUUGUAAUAAUCAACGAGUUCAUCCAUUAGCGCAACGUUAUUUACCUGGAAGGGAGAGGAAAAGCCCAUACUAUUUAGAAUUAAUCCUGCGCCUGCCUCCGCACUCGGUAACAAAAAUCGCCAUAGAUAUGGAUUAUCUAUUCCUCAAAUGGCAGGAGUAUCCGCCGGAUGCUAAUCACGGUUUUUACAUGGGACCAGCUGUGGUCACAGCCUUAUUACCCAUAGCUAGAAAUUACACCGCUCUACCGCUCGACGGAAGUACAAUUACUUCGAGUUUUAACGCUUCGAGGGAUGAUUAUCUAGUACAAUUACGGACAGAGUCCUUGCUCAUUAGUCUUCCGACUCCAGAUUUUAGUAUGCCUUAUAAUGUUAUAUGCCUUGCUUGUACAGCUGUCGCAUUAGCAUUUGGCCCACUUCACAACAUUUCCACAAAGCGACUGGUUUUAAAACGCAUCGAAAAGGACUGGAAAGGUAAACUGUUUUCCUUUUUUAUAGGAAAGAUAUUCGGAACAAAGAAAAAACAAGAAUAAAGACUGCAAACGAACAUAUUAUUAUGUAUUAUAAACGCGCAAAUUGUAUCUCUCUUGCGAAUAUAUUCACGUAUUUCCUGUAGAUAAUAAACAAUUUUAAUGAUAAA